Nothoprocta perdicaria is the source of this 1040-nucleotide messenger RNA. RefSeq names its product regulator of G protein signaling 1 (gene RGS1). The record is from RefSeq and is a predicted model, not a curated record. Bases 28 to 624 code for a protein of 198 amino acids. The transcript is spliced from 5 exons. Lineage: Eukaryota; Metazoa; Chordata; Aves; Tinamiformes; Tinamidae.
AGCCACCGAGCGCCGAGGUGGGGCAUAAUGCCAGGAUUAUAUUUUCCCCCCAACACCAUGACUGACUUGAACGCCAAAGACGACUGCAAGCUUGCAGAUGGUAAAAUUCGUAAGAAGAAGCAAAAGGCUUUUGGCACAGACCUGAAGAACUAUUUGAAGUGCAUGGUACCUCAUCUCGAAUCUGGGAUCAGGUCUAACUACAGAAACGUUAUGCUUUCUGCAGAAGAAGUAAUGCAGUGGUCUCAGUCUCUGGAAAAGCUCUUGGCCAGCCAAAGUGGCCAAGGUGUCUUUCGGGAGUUCCUGAGGUCCGAGUUCAGCGAGGAGAACAUUGAGUUCUGGCUGGCCUGCGAGGACUACAAGAAAACCAGGUCCGAUCGCCUGCAYGGCAAAGCAGAAAGGAUUUACGAGGAGUUCGUUCGGGCAGAUGCUAUUAAACAGAUCAACAUUGACUAUCAUACAAGGGAAGCAACAGCCAAAAGGGCGCAAGACCCAACUCACACAAGUUUUGAUGAAGCCCAGAAAACAGUCUUCAUCCUCAUGGAACGGGAUUCUUACCCCAGAUUUUUGAAAUCCAAAGCCUACUUGAACCUUUUAAACCAGCUGCAGAUCAACAACUCAAAAUAAGGAGGCUAAGGCCACAAAGGGCUAAGUAGACCCUGCACCACAUAUCCUGUGACAAGAUCCUUGGGGAUGGCUGGAUGCCAGCAAGGAGGACAUCUGCCUCAAGGGAGCACUAGGGAAGAUGCAGACAGCUCCACCAGCAGAAGAAAGCAGGAUAAAAGCUGGCAAGAUGGCUACAAGUGAGAGCAACAUGGGGAACAAAAGCCACUCUUCCUACAUGCCAUGGACCCAAGGCAGGAUGCUAUUUAUCAUCUGAACAACACUGUGAAUAUUGAUCGAACUACUAGCUCCCAAAGAACCRUUAAUUAUUAGGAAAUGCCAGCUAACAAGCUUCUGAGUGAUGAGGAAAGAUGAAAAAUAAAUACAGCUGACACUUUUGUACAUACCAAGGAAGAGCCUAGACAAGAUAGAUAUUAGCU